UGGACCAAUAUGGCAGCAAAAACAAAUUAAAUGUAACCUUAAAAUCUUGUACAUGAUUAAUUAAGUUGUGAUUCAUUAAAUGUUCAUCAUGAGCAUGUCAGCGUUAAAUCGUGGAAGUUUGUCAGUGUUUAUGUCAAAAUAUUCAGAGCAGUAACGUUAAGGUUAAGAUAAUCUUCUCACUGUAACGUUUAACCAGCUAAACGUUACAGUUAGCCAACGGUCGUAACUUAAAAGAGCCACUGGAAUCACGUCACCUAGCUGGUUAACACUGUUAAAUAUGUGGGGUGAAAUUGAACCCCCCGUUAAAACACAACCGAGUGCGUGUGAGAGUGAAGACAAGAGCAAAUUACCAGAAACCCCGGUGAUACGGUCCCAGAGAUGUGACUUCAUCAUCCCCACAGACACCGAGCAGCGGCUGCAAGACACCACGCAUGUGAGCCAGGCUGAGUCCAGUUGUGUAAACGCCAUGGUAGAAGCCAUUGCCUUGAGUGGGAGCCUAGUGAAGAGCCAGCAGAUAGGAGAGGCUGAACUGACCCUAGAGCAGCGCAGAGAGGAGCUGCUGCACCAGUACAGAAGCAGGCCACUGGUUUUCCUGGAGAGGUACCAUACCUGUUUGAAGCCCCAGCACCUGUCAGUGUUUGCCCACGUCAGCUCAGACCCACGGGCUCAACACUACAGCAAAGUGAUACAGAGACGAGCUUCAGGAUGUACCAACAGGACCAGGGUCCGAAACCAGCGAUAUGCUGCCCUCAGAGCCCUGCAGAAGGAGGGUCAAUAUUUCAGUGAAGAACAGAUGCGAAUCAGGGAGCCACUGCUCUAUGAACAGUAUAUUGGCCAAUAUCUGACUGAUGAGGAGGUGCUGGAGCGCUCCCAGGAGGCCAUGUUGGAUGGUGCAAAGGGGGAACAAGGUAAUUCAGUGGGAGGCACAGGAGGACUCGCCCACCUCCUCCUCAACUCCUACCAGGAGCGUCUCAUCCAGAAUCGUCUGCAGGAGGAGCAGGAGAGAGAGGAGUGCGCACAGGAGGAGGACGAGGAUGAGGAAGACGAAGAUAAUAGAGUCCAGGAGAAGGAAUGGGAGCCCACCCCUGAGGAGAAGGCUCUGCUCAGGGAGGAGUUUGUCAGUCAGAUGCACCAGCGCUUCCUAGAUGGCAAAGACAAAGAUUUCAACUACAGUGAGGUGGAUGAGAACCCAGACUAUGACAACCUGGACAUUGUCAGCAGAGACGCUGAGGAUAAAUACUUUGAUGAAGAUGAAGAUGAGGAAGAGGACGAGGAGGUGGAAAAGGAUGAAGAGGAAGAAGACAUGGCCGAAUAGUAGCUGUACUUGUGUUUAAAUUCUCUCAUUGAACUGUAAAUGCAAAUCUACAAAAUAAGGAUAUGUCUUCUAUUUUUCAUUGUUACUUCUGAAUGCAAACACAGCUGGUAAUAAAUAUUGCUCGUGGGUCUUUUGCAA
Toxotes jaculatrix (banded archerfish) is the source of this 1453-nucleotide messenger RNA. It is a transcript of the gene ccdc97, whose product is annotated as coiled-coil domain containing 97. The coding region runs from base 278 to 1315 and encodes 345 amino acids. NCBI's taxonomy places the organism in Eukaryota, Metazoa, Chordata, Actinopteri, Toxotidae. The record is from RefSeq and is a predicted model, not a curated record. The transcript is spliced from 7 exons.